AUGAAGCGCAGCGCGCUCCUUGCCUCUUUUCUUCCUCUCGCCCUGGGGUGCGACAACCCUGAGACUCACUCCUGUGCCUCUGCCUUCUCCGUCUCUUCUGCGGCGGCCGCUACCUUCUGUGCCACCUUCACGGCGAGCACCGUGACUGCCACGACUGGUGUGCCGGAUGUCUUCCUCUCCAACUGCGACUACAAGACCAAGCAUCUCUCCAGUGCCUGCAGCUGCUUGGGCACCUCUGACGGAUCAGCUCCCGCUUCCACCCCGGGUGCCCCGGCAGUCUCCGGCAGCAGCAAAGUGGGCAAGGCACCUGCUGUUGCAGCCACCCGCACCUCGGCGAUCCCUACUACUUUCCACACCACUCCAAUUCGUGUGCCCGUGUCCACCCCAGCAGCGGCGGCUGUAACUACCCAGGCUGUCGUCCCGGUGCAGAGCUCCGUGGCAGGCAAUGGCGGCACCACUUGCACGGUGACUGAGUACGCCUCAAUCUCCUCCGCCGUCGCAUCCUGCUCCAACAUCCUCCUGUCCAACAUCAACGCCCCUGCAUCGAGCACAAUUGAUCUCUCGGGCCUGCAGACUGGCGCGGCUGUCAUCUUCGCUGGUGAAACCACCUUCGGCGACACCUACGACAGCGACUUCGACCCCAUUGUCAUCUCCGGUACCGACGUGACCAUCACCGGUGAGGAGGGACAUGUCAUCAACGGUAACGGUGAAGCCUACUGGGACGGCGAGGGAUCCAACGGCGGACAGGACAAGCCUGACCACUUCAUCGUUGUCAAGGACAUGUACAACUCCAAGAUCGAGAACCUCAACAUCCUGAACUACCCCGUCCACUGCUUCGAGAUCGAAGACACCGAGUACCUCACCAUCACCGGCCUAAUCCUCAACAACACCGCCGGUGAUGCCGCCAACAGCAAGAGUGACGGCGACCCGGCCGCCCACAACACCGACGGCUUCGACAUCAAGCAGAGCGACUUCCUGACCCUGUCCAACACCUGGGUGCACAACCAGGACGACUGUGUCGCCGUCACUAGCGGUAGCUCCAUCGUCGUCGACAACCUCUACUGCUACGGUGGCCACGGUCUCUCCAUCGGCUCCAUCGGCGGCAAGAGCAACAACACAGUCAACGGCGUCACCUUCUCCAACUCCCAGGUCAUUAACAGCGAGAAUGGCUGCCGCAUCAAGUCCAACGCUGAUACCACUGGCGAGGUCUACAACGUCCGCUACGAGAACAUCACCCUGUCCGGUAUCACCGACUACGGCAUCGACGUCCAGCAGGACUACGAGAACGGUGGUGCCACCGGUGACCCGACCAACGGCGUCAAGAUCGAGAACAUCUCUUUCGUCAACGUCAAGGGUACCAUGAGCGACGGCAAGGAUUACUACAUCCUCUGCGGUGAUGGCAGCUGCUCCAACUUUGUCUUCACUGAUGUUGACAUCACCGGUGGUAGCGAUGAUAGCUGCAACUACCCCUCUUCGGGAUGUCCUUAGAUUACUGGAAUGUGGUGUGAUUGCAGAGUAAGUGAAAGGGGUUGGAGGAGGUACUGAUCUGUACAGUAUCUGUCUAUCUAUCUGUACCUCUAUUUUGAUUUCUAGUUGCUUUCCUUAGAGAUGCUGUGGAUCAGCGAAUUGGGAUAGUGGGAACCAGUUAGUGAUUAGUUGGUUUCAUUUUAAAUGGAGGGCCUCUAUC
Messenger RNA from Aspergillus piperis CBS 112811, 1687 nucleotides. RefSeq names its product endo-polygalacturonase D. The coding region runs from base 1 to 1488 and encodes 495 amino acids. Gene Ontology annotation, cellular component: extracellular region. The transcript is spliced from 5 exons. The record is from RefSeq and is a predicted model, not a curated record. Gene Ontology annotation, molecular function: polygalacturonase activity. NCBI's taxonomy places the organism in Eukaryota, Fungi, Ascomycota, Eurotiomycetes, Eurotiales, Aspergillaceae. Gene Ontology annotation, biological process: pectin catabolic process.